UGAAGCUUUUCCCAGUGAUCCUUCAGCAGUAAAAGGAUUCAGCUGCUUCUUCGGACACUCAGAAAUGCAAAAUCCCAAGGAAGAAAUGGUUGCUCAGCUGCACAACUUGUGUGCUCUGGGCGAUACUACUAAGCUGUUUGCUCUUCUAAGUCAUUCAUCCUCCAUCAUUAAUGAAACCGCUGAAAAUGGAUGGAGUGCUCUUAUGUACGCAGCCAGGAAUGGCCACUUUGAUGUAGUGAAGAUGCUUUUGGAGAAAGGGUGUGACAAGACAUUAGUGAACAAAUCCCGGCAGACUGCUUUGGAUAUUGCUAAGUUUUGGGGUCACAAACACAUUUUUACCUUGAUCUCGAAUGCUAAAGGUGGAGCCAAGCCUUAUUUCUUGUCGGACGCUGACGAGAAGCAUGAGAAUUAUUUCUGCAGUACAUUUCUGGACAGAAGAAGUGAUAAACGCACAGACACUAGCUGGUUGCAAUCCAAGCACACACAUGGCAGCUCGGUAUACAUCAUUUUCUCCAACCUGAGUCCCCUCGUAUCACUAAUUGGUACAAAAGAUGGCACACAAGAGCCAGAAAUCAAGCUUUGCAGACUUCGGCACGAUGAUGUGAAGGAAUUCUUGUCAAAACCCGAUGAGAUCUCAUUAAUAUUUCUUGGAGUGGAAAACCAAUUAAAUAAUCCACGUUCAGCAGGACAGGAAGACGGACUGGUGGCCUGGUUUGCCCUCAAUGUGGAAAAUUUAUCUUCAGAUCAGUUUGAAAGAAAAUUUAAAGGCUGCUAUUUUCUUCAGCCUCCGAUGCCAGCCUUGUUGCAGCUGGUGAGCACCGAAGCAGGGAUAUUGGCACAAGCACGAUCUGUCCUGGCCUGGCACAAUCGCUACAAAUGCUGCCCGACCUGUGGUGGCAAGACCAUAAUUGAGGAAGGUGGAUACAAGCGGACAUGUGUAAUAGAAGGGUGCCCCAGUUUACAAGGGAUCCACAAUACAUCAUACCCAAGAGUGGAUCCCGUGGUGAUAAUGCUCAUCAUUCACCCUGAUGGAAACCAUUGUCUUCUGGGGAGACAAAAGAGAUUUCCUCCUAGUAUGUUCUCUUGUUUAGCAGGGUUUAUUGAACCAGGGGAAACAAUAGAAGACGCUGUCCGUAGAGAGGUGAAAGAGGAGAGUGGCGUUACAGUUGGCCACGUUCAGUAUGUAUCGUGCCAGCCCUGGCCAAUGCCUUCCUCCCUUAUGAUUGGUUGCUUAGGCGUUGCAAUAUCUACAGAAAUUACAGUCGACAAGAUUGAAAUAGAAGAUGCUCGUUGGUUCCCUAGAGAACAGGUUGUAGAAGCCAUAGUCAAAGGAAACCAUCAGUACCUGGUAGUGCCACCAAGGCACGCCAUCGCUCACCAGUUGAUAAAGCACUGGAUUGGUAUGAAUGCUAACCUAUAGUGUCAAGAAAAAACGGGCUUUAUUAUAUAAGGAUCACAAUGUAAUCGGCAUAUCAAUUUAUACAGCUGAAAAUCUGCUGUCUCUGAUUCUUUUCAAAUGAAGACACAUAUGAUUUCCCAGAAUCCUAGGCACAGGGAUGACGUGUUGCCGUCUGAAUGUGAACUCCUAUGUCACUUUUCCCAGUUUGCACCUUCUUAUUGAUCUGCACUGGGGAAUCACUUAUACAAGACUUUUGUUUUUUUACCUCUUUUUUUUUUGUACUACGAGAUCUGGGCAUUCUGACUGGAUAAAACUAUUACUAGUUCAGAAUCACGUUUAUUGGUUAAACAUGAUAAAUAAGGUAAUAAUGUAUAACUAUAAUUACUAUAUAUCACAUUUGUAUUAAAUGGCAUAAUUAACCUCAAUACCCCAGGUUAUGUUAUGCUACUUUUGUAUUUAGAUAAUGAAGGAGAUUUAUCAAAACUGGUGUAAAGUAAAACUGACUUAGCUGCCCACAUCAACCAAUCAGAUUCCACCUUUCGUUUUUCAGAGAUUCUGGAUCUGAUUGGUUGCUUUUGGCAACAAAGUCAGUUUUCACCAGUUUUGAUAAAUCUUCCCCAUUUUUGUCAGGUCCUAGAUAAGUCUGUACACCAUUGAAAAUUACAAGAGCAAUAUCUGUUGUGUGCAGGCAGUGAACAAGCAGGGAAUGAGUCCAAGAUAAGUAAUGCAUUUACAGAGUUAUGUGAAUUCUGUAUAUAGGUGGA
Molecule: messenger RNA, 2163 nt
Organism: Bufo bufo (common toad)
Lineage: Eukaryota; Metazoa; Chordata; Amphibia; Anura; Bufonidae
Gene: NUDT12
Product: nudix hydrolase 12
Exons: 7
Coding region: 65-1420 (451 amino acids)
Biological process (GO): NADP+ catabolic process; NAD+ catabolic process
Cellular component (GO): cytosol
Molecular function (GO): protein binding; NADH pyrophosphatase activity
Source: RefSeq, a predicted model, not a curated record